AUGUCAACCCCUACGAACAAACAGCAGCCGCCGCGCCAGAACAAGGAGGUUGUGACGGUCAAGGAUGUGACGACAAGCAAGUAUGACGCGAUGGCAGCAUCGUUGGAGAGCCUGACGGAGGUUACUGUGAGGGAAGCUGAGGCCUCGAUGGGCUCGAUCGGGGAAAUCGAAGCCAUGGGCGACCAGAUCAAAGCUUCCAUCGAGGAGAUGGGCAAGAGCGUGGCUGAAAACAUCUGCGGAGCCCUAGCAGCGACGAUACAGGAGGUGCUGACCCAGGUUCUGAGGAACCGGGAGCCGGCGACGAUCACGAUCAUGGGGAUGGCGCCGGCAGCAGCAGCGACGGGCCAGGAGUGCGGCAACGCGACGGCCGGGAGCAAGGCAAAGCCGCCACGCGGCAGCGCGGGAGCGGACCGCGUCGGUAGCGCGCUGCGAGGAGGAGGCGGCGGAGGAGAAACUGUCAGCCGGCGGUGUUGA
Molecule: messenger RNA, 474 nt
Organism: Linum trigynum
Lineage: Eukaryota; Viridiplantae; Streptophyta; Magnoliopsida; Malpighiales; Linaceae
Source: the annotation of a GenBank genome assembly